AUGAAUAAAGAGUUUUUUUUGGGUUCGAGCACGCACAUCGCAGGGAAAAAGCCAACCUUGCCCUUAAAGGAUAUCAUUAUGCGGCUGAAUAAUAUUUACUGUGGUCAUAUCGGCCUUGAAUAUGCCUACAUUCCAGACUUUGCGGUGUUGGACUGGCUGAGGCACAAGUUUGAGACGCCAGGUAUAAUGAAUAUUAGUACAGAGCACAGGAAGUGGACUUGGAAGCAAGUAAUGCGAGCAGUUUCUUUCGAGUCGUUUCUGGCCAAAAAAUUCGGCAGUGAGAAACGAUUCGGAUUAGAAGGAUGCGAGUCGUUCAUUCCAGCAAUGGCUGAAUGUCUCGAAACGUCGUCCGAAAAUGGAGUUGAGACGAUUGGGAUCGGGCUAGCUCACCGAGGGCGUUUGAACACUUUGGUGAACAUUUGUUUGAAGCCGAUGAGACAACUCUUCACUCAAUUCAAUCCAAUCGAAUUGGAAGGCUCGGGCUCUGGUGACGUCAAAUAUCACCUUGGUACUUACAGCCAGAGACUAUUGGACAGAACAGAGAAAACGAUAAGCGUUGCCAUAAUGCCGAAUCCGUCUCAUUUGGAAGCAGUGAAUCCAGUGGUUGUAGGACGCAUUCGAGCUGAGCAAGUAGCGAAAAAUGAUGAAAAAGGAGUUCGGUCACUUGCGAUAUUGGUGCACGGAGACGCGGCCUACGCUGGACAAGGUAUCUGCUUCGAAACUGCCCACUUUACAAGCCUUUCCGACUACACCACUGGCGGUGUUUUGCAUUUCGUAAUCAACAAUCAGAUCGGAUUCACAACUGACCCAAGGUACUCACGAUCCAGUCCACACUGCACAGACGUCGCUCGCGUGGUUAACGCUCCCAUAUUUCACGUCCAUGCUGAUGACCCGGAUGCAGUCGUCUAUUGUAGCAAAGUGGCAAGUGAAUAUAGGGCGAAAUUUCACAAUGAUGUAGUAGUGGACAUUGUUGGUUACCGUCGGAAUGGCCACAACGAGAUGGACGAGCCGAUGCUCACCCAGCCACUAAUGUACAAACGAAUUAAAGAACUUCCUAACGUUCUUGAAAUCUACAGUAACAAGCUACUCGGCGAGGGCGUUUUAACGGAGAAUGAGAUGAAGGCGGAAAAAGAAAACUUUCUACAGACUUGCGAAACGGAGUUUAAAAAGGCGCAGGAAGUCACGACAAUGCAUAUAAGUGACUGGCACGAUACACCAUGGUCUGAUUUCUUCGAGAAUCAAAGUCCAAAGGCAAAAAUUCCGCCGACUGGAAUUGACUCUGAAGACAUAAAGACCAUUUGCAUGGCAGUAUCGAUACCGCCAAAGGACAUUGAGGUUCACAAGCAGGUGAUAAGAGUAAUGGCUGGCCGGCUUGCUAUGACGAAAGCUCGUCAAAUUGACUGGGCUCUGUGCGAGUGCCUGGCGUUUGCAAGUUUACUGAAAGAAGGUCAUCACGUACGUCUAUCCGGGGAGGAUGUCGAACGAGGAACCUUUUCUCACAGACAGCACAUAGUUCACGAUCAGAACAAGGACAUGACAUGGAAGAAUAUAAUUCACAACAUAUUCCCGGGGCAAAGUCUUUACACUGUGUCAAAUUCUUCUCUCUCGGAAUACGGAGUCUGUGGAUUCGAGCUCGGUUAUUCAGCCUAUGAUCAUAAUUCCUUAACAAUAUGGGAAGCUCAGUUUGGGGACUUUGCCAAUACCUGCCAGGUGAUACUGGACUCGCUGUUAUGCUCCGGAGAGGCAAAGUGGGGCCGACAAGUCGGGCUAGUUCUGCUACUCCCACAUGGAAUGGAAGGCCAAGGACCAGAGCAUUCGUCUGCGAGGUUGGAACGCUUCCUCCAGUUGUCCGACGACGACUGCACCUACCUACCUGGCGAGGAACCUGGAUCUAGCGGGACAGAAACACCCGAGGAAAUAAUGACUCGGCAAUUGUUUAACAUAAAUUGGAUAGUGUGUAAUCCGACAACUCCUGCCAACAUGUUUCACCUCCUACGGCGUCAGAUACUCAUGCCAUUCCGGAAACCGCUGGUCAUAAUGACCCCGAAGUCAUUGCUUCGACACCCAGAGGCACGGUCAAACUUUGACGAAAUAUCAACCGGCACUUCGUUUCAGCCCGUGAUCGGGGACGCCACAGCGAACUCAAAGUCUGUUCAAAAAGUAAUCCUCUGUUCAGGUAAGGUUUACUAUGAUUUGGUUGGACAGAGGGCUGAGAGGAAACUGGAUGAUACGAUAGCUGUCAUACGCGUCGAGCAGCUUUGUCCAUUUCCUUACAGUUUAGUGGCGGAGGAGGUUCACAAAUAUCCAAAUGUUAAGACAUUAAUGUGGGUCCAGGAAGAGCACAAGAAUCAGGGUGGUUUUCACUUUGUGCGAGAACGGAUUGCCCUCUCCUUGCAUAAACACAUUGAUGAAAUAGCCUACGGCGGCAGAGCCACUUCGGCGUCUCCAGCAACCGGUAGCAAAGUAAUCUACCAAAAGGAAUUUAAACAAAUGAUAGAAACGGCGAUGAGCCUAGAAUGAAAUUGCAACGUUCAAGUAACUUUCCACUCAUCAAAUUUUUUAUUCACGAGUUCAUCAAAAUGAACAAUCUUUUAAUUCUGACUUUUAUACUCUCUGGGCAGAAACAUGCAAUAGGCAAACCCAGUCACACGUCAACAACAGGCGAGAUACCGUAAUUUGCUAAAUUAUCAGUAUAUUGCAUGGUAUUAA
Molecule: messenger RNA, 2709 nt
Organism: Diprion similis
Lineage: Eukaryota; Metazoa; Arthropoda; Insecta; Hymenoptera; Diprionidae
Product: 2-oxoglutarate dehydrogenase, mitochondrial-like
Exons: 13
Coding region: 1-2520 (839 amino acids)
Biological process (GO): tricarboxylic acid cycle
Cellular component (GO): oxoglutarate dehydrogenase complex; mitochondrion
Molecular function (GO): oxoglutarate dehydrogenase (succinyl-transferring) activity; thiamine pyrophosphate binding
Source: RefSeq, a predicted model, not a curated record